GGAGUAGCGGCUUGCUGGCAAGUGGUUACUAGCAGAGGCGCUUUGCUAGCACUAGUUCGUCCUUUCACCUCCGCAAACAAGCAGGUUGCCAGCGUUGAAAACAAGAAAAAUGAACGGACUAGACGAAGAACCAAUGGCACCACAGACUUUCCUUUACGGGUGCGUGCUGGAAGCUGGAAAAGAGGUGCUGUUCAAUCCAGAGGACGAUGACUUUGAGCAUCAGCUGGAUCUAAGGAUGGCCUGUGUGGACCCUACUACCAAGGAUGAACUUCACAUGGUGGAGGUGGAAGGACAAGACACAGAGGGUCAGAAAAUCAAAGCAGCACUGGUCUCACUCAAGCCCUCUAACCUGCCAAGUGUGUGUCUCGGUGGUUUCACAAUCACACCCCCAGCAAUUUUCCGUCUGAAGUCAGGUGCCGGUCCAAUCCAUAUCAGUGGACAACACCUAGUCAUGAUGGAGGCCGAUCAGUCCUUUGAUGAAGAAGAGGAAGAUGAUGAAGAAGAAGAGGAUGAAUGUUGCAAAACAUCAAAGAAAAGACCCGCUACCUCCCCCGCCCUCAAGUCUCAGAAAAAAAGUAAAAUGGAGGUGGAGGAGGAUGACGAGGAUGAUGAUGAGGAUGAUGAGGAUGAUGAAGAGGAUGACGACGAUGAUGAUGAGAGUGAGGAAGAAGAGUCACCUGUUAAGGCCAAGCAAACGCCCUCCAAGAAACAAACCCCAGCUCAGAAUGGCAAGAACGGCAAGAGCUCUACUCCCAACACCCCGGCCAAAAAGCAGGAAAAGAGCCCUAAAGGUAAGGGUGAGAGGUCACCUAAGACCCCAACAACUCCCAAAGUAACUCUAACGCUUCCUGAGAUUAAAGCCAAGAUGACGGAGUCAAUGAAGAAGGGAGUAACAUUACCUAAAAUCCAGCCCAAGUUUGAGAACUUUGUGAAGAAUGGUCACAACGUCUCUGACACCAAGGUUAUUGCGGAGCUGUGGAAGUGGAGACAGGCCAUGGGGGAUGCUAAAUAAUAGCCUCCGUAGUUUUAUUAUCUCUUUUUUAUGUAUUGUUUAUACCCAUAGCACCUCUCAAACCCUCUGAAAACCAAACUCAGUGCCUCACACUUGUCAUUAUUCUACGUCUGGUCCAGAGACUAGAGAGUGAUGUGGCAUUGUCUUUCCUCCUCCAUCAGCCUCUCACUGGGAAAGAAAAAACAUUUGGUUUGUUCAAUAAACCCCUGAAUUUG
Molecule: messenger RNA, 1227 nt
Organism: Anoplopoma fimbria (sablefish)
Lineage: Eukaryota; Metazoa; Chordata; Actinopteri; Perciformes; Anoplopomatidae
Gene: npm1a
Product: nucleophosmin 1a
Exons: 11
Coding region: 110-1012 (300 amino acids)
Biological process (GO): positive regulation of transcription by RNA polymerase II; regulation of centrosome duplication; ribosomal large subunit export from nucleus
Cellular component (GO): cytoplasm; nucleoplasm; centrosome
Molecular function (GO): RNA binding; chromatin binding; histone binding
Source: RefSeq, a predicted model, not a curated record